AUGGAGCUGACGUCACCUCAUUCUCGGGCGCCGGACUGUAUCUCCGAUAGCCUGAUCGAGCCGCAACCGGGAACCCUAACCUCCAUUUUCGAGAACUCCGAUCUGCCGGAAUCCCUCGCCAGCUACUUCCAGAUCGGCCUCGACGCCGGCAGAGCCUGUGAGUCCCUUAUCCGGGACCUCAACCAACUUCGGAUCAACCACCGCUGCAUAAACAAGCUACUAAAAUUAACGCGGCGGUCGCCGGAUAGUUGCCGCCGCCGCGCUUCGAUCAUCAACCACCACAAGGCGUGCAGAAAUCUCGCCGCCUUUUCCGUCUGCAGGAACCCCUUUACCGUAGCCACAGGUGGCAUGUUCCUCGAAAUGCACGACGCGCACGUGCUCCUGCUGGGACGGCUGACGUCACUGCACCGGAAAACCAAGCGGAGAACAAUACUCAUCCGCCGCUUCCGUCAUGGGGUGGCGGCAGUUCUGACAAUCGGAGGCGGCGCUCUGGCAGUGGCGCGCGGCGGAGGGACAUGGGUAGAGGGGCUGGACAUUGCCGCCAAAGGAGUGUACAUACUGAUAAACGAUUUCGAGACGGUGAGCCGGCUGGUGGAGUGGGUGGAGGAGGAGGUGGACCGGCGGAAGUUCGCGGCGGAGAUGUGCGUGAGGAGGAAGAUGGAGGAGAUGCUAAAGGGAGUGGUGGGGGAGUUGGGGACAAACAAUGGCAGAUAUGGGGAGGAAUUGGAAGAGUUGGAGAAGCAGACAUAUCUCUGCUUAUUCGACAUAAAUCGAUCCCGACGUUUGGUGCUCCACGAGAUCAUGUUCCAUUAA
Messenger RNA from Andrographis paniculata, 813 nucleotides. RefSeq names its product UPF0496 protein At1g20180-like. The transcript is spliced from 2 exons. NCBI's taxonomy places the organism in Eukaryota, Viridiplantae, Streptophyta, Magnoliopsida, Lamiales, Acanthaceae. The coding region runs from base 1 to 813 and encodes 270 amino acids. The record is from RefSeq and is a predicted model, not a curated record.